This is a messenger RNA of Limanda limanda (common dab), 1520 nucleotides long. It is a transcript of the gene serpine2, whose product is annotated as serpin peptidase inhibitor, clade E (nexin, plasminogen activator inhibitor type 1), member 2. The record is from RefSeq and is a predicted model, not a curated record. NCBI's taxonomy places the organism in Eukaryota, Metazoa, Chordata, Actinopteri, Pleuronectiformes, Pleuronectidae. Bases 237 to 1436 code for a protein of 399 amino acids. Gene Ontology annotation, biological process: negative regulation of plasminogen activation; negative regulation of endopeptidase activity. Gene Ontology annotation, molecular function: serine-type endopeptidase inhibitor activity. The transcript is spliced from 9 exons.
GCUCCGGCUUUGAAGGCGGAGUUGGGCGUAAUAAAGUCCUCUGAGAACAAGCGGGGGAACCAGUGUUCGAGUCCCAUUCACCGGAAUAAAGAGUCGCUUUUUAUUCCCAUCUACACCGCGGACAGACCUGAGUGUGCGUGCGGGACGGAAGUGGACAUCGGACGGAUCAGCUCUCAUCUCACCUGCGGGAUAAGUGGAACUAACGUCACGUGCAGCUCGGUUCUGUAUCAGUCAAAAUGAAGCACCUCCCCCUGUUUUGCCUGUGUGUGCUGGUGCUGCUGCUCGGCCUUGAGGCCGCACUGCCCCCGACUCCCUCGUAUGGGGAACGGGGCUCAGAUCUUGGCAUACAGGUGUUUCAGCAAGUGGUGCGCUCAAAGCCCCAGGAGAAUGUAGUGUUUUCACCCCAUGGAGUGGCCUCCAUCCUAGGCAUGCUGCUGACUGGAGCCCACGGAGAGACCCGCAAGCAGAUCAUUAGUGGUCUGCGCUACAAAAAAAAUGGUCCUUAUAAGAUGUUGAGGAAACUGCACAAGACCCUGACAGCAAAGUCCAACCAGGAUGCUGUGCUGAUCGCAAAUGGCAUCUUUAGCCAGGAGGGUUUCCCCAUGGAGGAUUCCUUUGUAGCCACCAACAAGGGCAACUUCCAAAGUGAGAGCAGGAGCUUGAACUUCAGCAACCGCGAGGGGGCAGCCAAUGAAAUCAAUGGCUGGGUCAACAAUAAGACCAAAGGUCACAUCUCCAGCCUGAUCAAACCAGACAUGCUGGACUCGGCACUGACCCGUGUGGUCGUUGUCAACUCAAUCUACUUUAAAGGCUUAUGGAAGUCCCGCUUCCAGCCGAUGAACACUAAGAUGAAGCCCUUCAAGGCGGGCGAUGGGAACGUGCUUUCAGUCCCAAUGAUGUCGCAGCUGUCUGUCUUCAACAUAGGCUUGGCCACCACCCCACACGGGCUGAAGUAUAAGAUCAUCGAGCUCCCCUACCAUGGCAACACCAUCAGCAUGAUGAUUGCCCUGCCCUCUGAUGAGGACACAGCUCUGUCCCGCAUCAUCCCACACAUCAGCACAGCCACAGUGCAGGGCUGGAGCAAACUGAUGCACAUGAGGAAGGUCCACCUGGCCAUCCCCAAGUUUACUGCUGAUGCGGAGGUAGAUUUGGAAGCUCCACUUGCAGCACUGGGAAUAAGAGACAUGUUCAGUCAGGACAGAGCUGACUUCAGUCACAUAAGCACUGAGCGUUUGCACGUAUCCAAAGCACUUCAGAAAGCGAAAAUUGUGGUGAAUGAAGACGGAACCAAAGCAGCCGCUGCCACUGCGGCCAUUUUGCUGGCUCGGUCCUCUCCACCCUGGGUGAUGGUGGACAGACCUUUCCUCUUCCUCAUCAGACACAACCCAACAGGUACCAUUCUCUUUAUGGGCCAGAUCAACCAGCCUCGAGCCUAGCCAUCACUGGACAGCCCCUGGUAGUGUCAUAGCAAGCACAAGAAAAAUACUUCUACACUGCCAAGCAUACACACACACACACAC